GUGAGUUCCGGCGUACGAAAUUCCUUCGAACCUCCAUCAGGGGCGACGGACGUUCGAACGACCUUAAAACAUCAUCGUGCUAUCUAUUCUUACGCGGGAUGUGGCUACUAUUAACAUUAACAGUAUUGAUAACACGCGAGGUUUUGGCGAAUUUUGAGGUUGAUGACUAUGUUGGGGAUAAAAGUAUUAACAGGGAUAUUAUCAACAUCAUUGCACGUCAAGUGCUGAACUCCGAUUUGAAAAUGCGUGCAGUAAAAAUGUCGUAUGAAGAGCGGACUUCUCCAUCCAAAAAUGAAAAUGUAGAUUUGAAUAAAGAAAAUGAAAUUGCAGAAGCAGAUGUGGAAAAAAGACGAAAAAGAUCGGUUGAUGAAACUGGUCUGCAGAAAUCUCUGACGAAAGGUCUCGAGAAAAGGAAGAAACCAGUCUCAUGGUUUUAUUGGCCAUCAAAAGAAGACGAAAUCACUGUGAAAGAAAGAAGUGGGGAGUUGAAUCACGAGAAAAAAACUCCUAGAUUCAGUCCUUGGGGUGGAAAGAGAAUCGAUUCUUAUUUAUCGAAUCCCGAAUUUCGACAAACCGUUGACGUCUUUAACAGUUGGGGUGGAAAGCGUGACAAUGAAAUUUCAAAGCGUUUAAUACCGGAGGACAACGGAAAAUUAUAUUCAUGGAAUAGACUCGGUCCUAAUGACAACCUUGAAUUGAAACGCGUUUCAACAAGCGGCUCUGAGAGAAAAAUCCCAUUCAACAGUUGGGGUGGAAAACGAUGGAUGGAUGUUGUCGAAUUCACUCCAACGAUUUUAGACGAUCCUCCUAAAGUCGAAGGGAAAAUUGGUUUUCGCAAUAGGAGAGGUCAAUAUGGAGAGUCACAGGAAAAAUUCAUGAGAAAGAUGGAAGAAGGACGAAUGCCGUUGGUUCACAAAUUCGAAAGUUGGGGUGGCAAACGGUCUUUAAAUGUAAUAGAACCCGAGAAUUUUAAUCUGAGUAGUGACAAUUUUAUGGAAACCAUUAGUUCGAGGAUACCAAAAAAAAGGUCGAAUCGAGCUCUAAGGCACCGAUCGACAUUUCAGCCAUGGGGUGGAAAAAGGAGUCGAGAAACUGCACCUAAAAAUCCCAACGGCACUGCACGUAUGCAACCUGCAUCUUAUUUUGUUAGAAAAGUCUUCUUCCCUUGGGGCGGAUAAAGCCAAAAAUUGACUGAUCUCUUCGAUAAUAAUUGUCUGCUACGGGCUAAGCUAACUAAACUUGACUAAACUUCGAACGCUUUCCAUGAAGUUCCUUGGAAUUUCCAUUCAGUAAAUAAGUUAAAAUUCAGGGUCUUUUUAUUUGGAGGAAAUGUAAUACUCAUUAUUUCGGCCUAAUCGUCCGAAUAUCAUACAAAAAAUUGGUAUUUGUAUGUAAAUUGUAUAAUUGGAUUUCAGAGAGCGGAAAACAAACAAAAAGUGAGGAAAAGUAUGAAAAUGACAUUGUGGAAGGUGCAAGUUAGAGGAUUAGUUUCUUACAGAAUUUUUCAAAGUACAAAUUAGCUGCUUAUAAUGCACUAUUCGGUAAAUGUAAUUUUGUCGACAGUAGGAGAAAAUCUCACAGCACAUCACUGCAAUAGAAUAUUUAUUAUAAUAUUUAAUUUUGUUUAAGUGGAAUAGAUAAUUUUUUAUCUAAAAAUUUUAUUUAAUGAGACAGUAAUUUGAUCAUUCUAAGCUCUUUCCAGAGAACUUCGUCUCUUCGCGUGUAACAUAUGUAAUUUAUAUUAUUUGUAAUUUAUUGUACACAAUUAGAAAAAGUCAAUAUUCCUUAGGUUGAGUGUUUAUUUAAUUUCAUUUAAGUUUCUGGAGACGGUAUGAGAUUCGAUCGACGUGAACUAUGAUGCUCUACUAUUGCUAUUAUCCUAUAAUAAAUUGAAUUUUACGAAUUUUAAGUUUUAAAAUCCUAAUAAUUUUAAUGAAAUUUUAAAUAUCAAGUUUAACUUGUCCAUUGGCGAAUAAAGCUUAAAACUUUAUUCAGUAAUCGAAGACAAUACAUGCGUACCUAAUAAAUAAAUUCAUAUUUUCCUGCUUCGAUUUAUUUUUCAAAAGCAGAUAAUAGUAAAAGUAGGGUACUGUGUAUAUAUUUUUUCCGGUUUAUUCGAAAUACUCAUGAAAUAUAUGGUCUUGCCUUUUUCCUUUGAAAAUUCUACAGAAUUUUUAUAAUUGUGUAUCUUGAAAUUUAAUUAUUUAUUGAAAAAGUUGUAAUUUAGAUAGAAUAAGAGGAAGAUAAAUUUAUGACUGUUCAAAGUUGUAUGGAAUGUGAUAGCAAUCAGUGCAUGGUUGAGGAACACCUUUACUUUGAAUAAAAUAUUUUUGUUGUAGUUUUGUAUCAUUAAAUUUUGCCGCAAAGUUACCUUUACCUUUAUUGUGC
This is a messenger RNA of Belonocnema kinseyi, 2388 nucleotides long. RefSeq lists its product as uncharacterized. The coding region runs from base 99 to 1178 and encodes 359 amino acids. The record is from RefSeq and is a predicted model, not a curated record. Lineage: Eukaryota; Metazoa; Arthropoda; Insecta; Hymenoptera; Cynipidae. The transcript is spliced from 5 exons.